AUCGUGAACGUCGAUGCGAACCGGCUCCUGACGCUCCACUGACAGCAGACAUGGCUGACCAGAAACCUCCAAAGUCUGAUGCUCCGUUCGCCACCAGGAUAGACCCAACCAAAGAUAGUCUUUCCCGGGAACAGAUGCAUUUCAUCAGGCAGGUGGAGCUGGAACAGUGGAAGAAGAAAUCAUCAAAGCUGCGGGCGCGGAACGUUGUGACGGGAGUCGCGAUAGGAGCGCUCGUGCUGGGUAUUUACGGCUACACGUUUUAUUCAGUCUCUCAGGAGCGGAUCAUGGACGAGAUCGAUGAGGAGGCCAAGCGUGCCAGACUGCAGGGACCAAAGACUGGAGCCAACUGAGGCGAGCAGGGCGCCGGCCUCUUCAUGGACCGUGUGCUCUGUCCAGCAUUUAAUCAGGAGAGGACAGAUGAUGCCACAGAGUCAUAUUCCAUGUCUGGCUGCUGUUUUUUUUUUUUUAUGAUUUGAGGCAGAGCAGGACUUUGUUUUGUCUUGAAACUGGGGAUUAAAGGGGUGGUUGUUUUGGUUCAACUAUUGUUUGAUUUGUCCCGAGCUUUGUUAAGCUUCUCUUCCACGGAAAAGACUAAUCCACCGACCUCACCGUGGCCUUUCAAGGCUACAUGGAAGGCCCUGAUGGUAUUUCUGUCUGACGUUUCCAGCUCUGAUCAUGUAAUCACUCCGUGUUAGAGAAGAACAAAAGCUGCCUGUUAACAUUACUACUACAGUGGCCUUCAAGGAAGAGAGAAUGCUCGUGGCGCUGGUGAAAAGACACACGAAUCAGCUUGAUAAAAAUGUUAUUUAUGUUGAUUAAAAUGUGUUUGUACGAUACAAAUCUAAUGUGUUGGAUUGCAAAAUAAUGUCAUAUCUUGAAAAGUUGUCCGUGUUAAUGUUUCUGUAAGUAAACAUGACAAAGGAGC
Messenger RNA from Fundulus heteroclitus (mummichog), 925 nucleotides. Its product is annotated as cytochrome c oxidase assembly factor 3 homolog, mitochondrial. The transcript is spliced from 2 exons. The record is from RefSeq and is a predicted model, not a curated record. The coding region runs from base 51 to 350 and encodes 99 amino acids. Gene Ontology annotation, cellular component: mitochondrial inner membrane. Gene Ontology annotation, biological process: mitochondrial respiratory chain complex IV assembly. NCBI's taxonomy places the organism in Eukaryota, Metazoa, Chordata, Actinopteri, Cyprinodontiformes, Fundulidae.